This is a messenger RNA of Fusarium coffeatum, 711 nucleotides long. RefSeq lists its product as uncharacterized. The coding region runs from base 1 to 711 and encodes 236 amino acids. The record is from RefSeq and is a predicted model, not a curated record. The transcript has a single exon. NCBI's taxonomy places the organism in Eukaryota, Fungi, Ascomycota, Sordariomycetes, Hypocreales, Nectriaceae.
AUGGCCCCUCUUCAGCUGCAAGGCCUUUCCCAAGAGGACCUGGACCUUCAAAUGCGACAACUGGUCCGUGGAGUUGGUCGCGACAGUCUCGGAACCGUUAUAUCAGGAAUUCUCUCAAUCAAAUUGCCUCAUAUGCUGGUGUCUUGCGGCGUCAACAUCGUCAGCCUUUGUUCCAACGCUUUUAAACUUCAUGAACUCAAAACCGCCUUGCGUAACGCGGGCAUCACGAUCAAGAAACGCGUUAUAGCCAAGGGUUUGAUGGAGGGAGCAAUCACGAAAUUUGGGAGCACAGCCAUAACUCUUGGCCACGACGACUUUACUACUGGAACAAAAGCCGUUACUGAAUGGUUUAACCACGCGGGGACUUAUAUCGCGAACCAUACGAGUUCUUUAUUCUCCCCGCUUAACUCCUUGUCUGCCAGCGUCUGGGACCAGGAGAAUCGCAUGAGUCAUGGUCUGUUCGAGCAUUCAACGGCUAUCGCUAACGGAUGGACCAACGCUGCUGAGAAUGCGACCGGCACAGCUGAAACAAAGAGCCUAGGUUGGUAUCAGGAGGACGGGGACUUGACGAAGCAGGUCGUCGUCGUUGGCGCUGCGACGGGUGCGGCUAUGAAGGUGGCUGAUCAUGUUCUUGAAAAGCCUUACGACGAAGGGAAAGACUCGAGAUGGUACAAGCGGCAGCGGGAUAAGAUUAGAAGAUGGUUUAAGUAG